Molecule: messenger RNA, 879 nt
Organism: Psilocybe cubensis
Lineage: Eukaryota; Fungi; Basidiomycota; Agaricomycetes; Agaricales; Agrocybaceae
Exons: 1
Coding region: 1-879 (292 amino acids)
Source: RefSeq, a predicted model, not a curated record
AUGGGUCGAGCUCUCUUUUCUCUCGCUUACGCCACUCCAGCGCCCGUCAUCAGGACCGAGCCAGAGCCUGAGGUCGACAUCUGCGAACGAUGGAGUGCCUGGAACCGCUUCGACCCCGACUCUGACGAUUUCUUUGAGCAUGCCGAAUACGAGGCUUUCGUUGGCCCCUCUCGGUCGGCAGCCCAAGAGGCCGCGAUGCCCCCGUUGGUAGAAGCAGAUGCACAGCUGGACUCUCCCGAAAGUACCGAAAACAGUGUCAAUGAACAAGGGAGCCCCAUGGCUGUUGGAUCUGAUGAUCCAGCUAUUCUCAUUGCCGAUGCCUACUCAAUCCGCGCUACCACCUGGGGAAACGACGAAGAAGACAGCACCUCCAGUCCCACCGAAGCGGAAUGGAGGGAAGCCGACCUCGCUAUUUCCUCAUCGCCAACUGACGAACAUGAUCAAACGUCGAUCCCACCUUUUAUCCCCCCUGUUGCCUUCCGGGAAGCAAGCCCUGCCCUCGAGACUGUGUCUCUCCCCUCUAACGACCCGCCCCGCUCUCCUACCCUUCGCCGAGCGGUUAAUAUUACACCCAUUAUCAUCUCCCGCACUCAGACUGAAGCGAUCGACCGCUCUCCCUCCCCAGAUUCCCCUUCUAUGCCUUCCACUCCACCAUCCGGCGUCGCUUUCCCUCAAGCAUUACUCACUCCUUCUCCGCCUCCCUCUGUGACACCUCGAAUCUACUCUUGGCAAAGGCACUCUAUUCCCUCUUUGCCUAGCAGUCCCAGCCUCCUUCGCGGCAAUCGUGACGGCCUUUUAACCAACCCACACGCAAGGAUGUCAUUUGCACGCAUCGACUCCUCACCAGCGCGUAUUCGCAUCCCGAGUGGUGUCAUGUAG